AUGGCGGAGACGUCGCUGGACGAUGCUUUUGCUGCCUUCUUGGAGGAAGUGCAGAAGGAGGAUGCCAGCGAGGCUGCCUCGAAGACCAAGCGUGCGCGUCUGCCCUCCGAGACCGAGGCCGCACAAGACAGGCUGCGGGUGGCCGCAUCGCUCAGGAAGGCCUCUUACCUCGGCAAGCUCUCAGAAGUGCGGAAGCUGCUACGAGGUCUUGCAGCCGUGGACCGGCUUCUGGUCGUAGAUGCAGCGGAAGAGGAUGGCUUGACGGCUCUCCACCUCGCAGUCAUCACAGGACACGAAGGCGUCGCAGCUGCGUUGCUUCAGGGACGUGCAGACGUCGAUGCUGCCAGUUUGGCCGGCGACACGCCGCUGAUGUGGGCAGCCCAUCAAGGCCGCGACUCCAUCUGCCAGCUUCUCUUGUCGUGGGGCGCUGAUGCCACGCUGAAGAAUGCUUCGCAGCAGAAUGCUGCCAUGCAGGCCGCUUAUCAGGGCUUCAGGCACAUCAAGACUUUUCUGGACCACCACGAUGCGUGGAAGGCUACAGGUGAAUCAGCCAAGACGCCGAGCUCCAGCACCUCAGCCGCUGCUGCACGUCGCGCUGCGAACCUCGCAGAGGUGGCACAGUCGCUGCGUGAGGAGGCGGAGAGAAAAGAGGAUGAUGCUUUCUGGGCCUCUGUGCGUGCACGUCGUGAUCGAGCUUCUGGCGAUGAAGAGCUCUUCCGCGACUUUGCGUCGACAACCGCAAAAGGGCCGAGCGUCUCCCACACCUUCGAGGAGCCGCGGCGCCUGCCAGGCCACUUGCGUGGGCCUUAUCGGGUCUUAGAUCUUGGGCAGCAAGGGCGGAUGAUGUGCGGAAAGCCUACCGGAAGCUCGCCUUGCUACAUCAUCCAGACAAGAAUCCUGACGACCCGGACGGUGCCAAGAAGCGAUUCACGGAGGUUGCCCUGGCGUAUGAGGCCAUUUGUGCUCAUCUGA
This is a messenger RNA of Symbiodinium sp. CCMP2592, 972 nucleotides long. The record is from the annotation of a GenBank genome assembly. NCBI's taxonomy places the organism in Eukaryota, Dinophyceae, Suessiales, Symbiodiniaceae.